Phytophthora infestans T30-4 is the source of this 5223-nucleotide messenger RNA. RefSeq lists its product as uncharacterized. Gene Ontology annotation, biological process: regulation of post-transcriptional gene silencing. Bases 1 to 5223 code for a protein of 1740 amino acids. The transcript has 4 exons. NCBI's taxonomy places the organism in Eukaryota, Oomycota, Peronosporomycetes, Peronosporales, Peronosporaceae. The record is from RefSeq and is a predicted model, not a curated record.
AUGGUCACCACCACGCCGACGCUGGCGGCGCUGCUAAAGGGGUUGCGGCAAGUGUCGCCUGACUCUUCUGCCUCUAGAGCGAUGGAGCAGGCUGCUGACCGCCUUAUUUCCACCUCGUCGUUGGCCGAGGCGCAGAACCUCGUAUUUGCACUGCAAAAUUGCGCAAAAGACCAUCACUCUGCUGGACUGACUGGACGUUUCUAUGACAAACUGCAACAAGCUGCAGCAAUCUGCACCGAGCCAUCCAGUAAGGCCGAGUUCCUCGGCUUCACACUCUUCCAGGAGAGUGUCCAUCUACUAGAUACACUGGAAGUGUCCACUUUGCGUCGCGUGUUGUUCAAGGUCCUGAACGCCAACAUGGGCGUAUUGUCCGGCUAUUUGGCUGCUCUCACGUCUGUUAAUGGACCCAUUUGCAACUGCCAAGUGGACAUUGCAACAGUGCAGCGGACACUUGAAAUAAUAUCUCCUGUCUUCAAAACUGUCCUCAUGGACACUUUGCAGACAGAAGGACACAAAGCUGCGGUAUUAAACAGCAUCGUCUCCAUCGCCUGGCGCUUUGAGGACAACUCAUCUGUGCGCACAGCUCUCGUCCGUAUCCUAGUGGACGCACUGGAGCUCGUGCCUCACUCGCAGCUCUCCCAGGCGACGUACGCGUCUCACGUGUCACUAGUCGUUGAGUUACUGAGCUCAUUUACCGCUCCGACGAAGGAGCAGGCGGCUCUGGCGACGCGAACGGCGCGUUUCGUGCUAGAAUCGGUGCAGCUUUUGCUCGAAAGCGACGUGGGCGUUGUGUCGCUGCUGCAGGCACUCGGCCAACUGGCUCGACAGGUGCCUAAGGCGCUCUGGUGCUCGGUGUUUCUAGCUUCCGCUGCGUAUUUCCUAGUGGACAAGUGUGAGACGCCCUUGGAGCAGCAACGCACCGUCUAUGUGGAAAUCCUGCUGCUGCCUCUGUCGUCUCUGGCUGCUGUACACGGCAGCACGGCGUCUGAAUUGCUUCAAAAGGUGAUCGCCAUCAAGACCAAGAGCAAAUAUCAUGUGAACCACGCGAGUGAAAGAGACGCAGCCUUGACAGCGACUGCAGUUCACGCUCGGUCGGCUGUGCAGCUGAUUGGCGAUGCAGAAGGCUGUCAGCGCUGGCUGAACACCUUGUUCUCGACCGACGACGCUGCAUCUACAACAGCUAACAAGUCGACGGACAAGUGGCUGGCGUUAGUAUUGAGCGCGCUGCUGUCGGAUACGCGAUCGUGUGUCCGUAAGUGUGCUGCGGAGUGUCUGACGCGUCAAGUGAAGAGCUCGCCCAAGGUCUGGGGCGCGGAGACUACCAAAGCGCUCGUGUCGAGUCUGGUUUUCCUCGUUUCUCAGCACCCAGCGACAGAUCUCAAGCCAGCGUCAGCACGUCGCUAUGGUCUGUGGAUGACGUCGUGUUUGUAUUCCUUGGCGGGACUCGCAGCUACGACAACGGAUACGAUGCGCGUCAUCCUGCGUCUACUUGACAGCAUGAAUAACACGACCAAGAUGCGGCCGAUGGCGCUCCAACUCAUGUACGAAGUGUGGCAGAAAGAGACGCGCGUGUUCCCUCGACUGGAGACGAUGCUGCUCGAGUCAACUUGUCCGGACGACGAUACGGAGCGUCACGUCGUGAGGAUGGCUACAAUCAAAGCCUUGUGUGAGGAAGACCCCGAGCUGGGUGUGCAGUUCAUCGCAGCUAUCCAAGCGUUUCUCGAAGACAAAUUACAGUCUGUAGUUGCCAUGGCCAUGGACGCCAUCACGGCGUUGUGUGGAGCUGACUGCUUGGACUUUUACGUGGCGUUCAAGAUCAUCUCACAGAAGAUGCGCAAGAACAAGGUGACGUGUGCGGACGAGCCUCUCUUCCAGGAGCGUCUAUGCUGCUUUUACGCUCUUGGUGGUGCUGAGAGUAGAGCGAAUGAAAAACACGCAGUGAAGCUGCUACACCAGACGUGGGAGUUUGCUGACAGUGAGCAUUUAACUGUGAGGAAGGCUGCGUAUGCGGCCAUGUGCACGUUCCCGCUGGAUCUGUUGGGUCUUUGCAUGUCGGAUAUGGAACAGGAGAGUGAAGACGAAGAGCAAGCGACGGAGGAGGAAGUCGAGGAGCAAGUGGAAAAUCUACUGCAGCGUCUUGAGGGUGAACAGGAAGCAGCUGUUCGCACUGAACUCGAGACGUUGGUAGCGAGAGUUAUCGAGUAUGAGAGUGCCAAACUCACGGCUGGCGUUGGACGAGGACAGCGCGUGGCGUCUGCGGCUCAAGCGAGUGUCUCAGCUGCAGCAACGAAGGAGAUGAAGGCGCUUCUUCCUUCACGAGCAGAGGUGCAGUCCUCGAUGUCUGAAAUAGUAGACUGGAGUGGCUUUCUGCUGGCGUAUCAACCCAAGGCGGUGAUCGACACAAGGAACGUUAAGCGGAAAGACAAACUGGUGCGUCUGGCGACUCAAAACGUGGACGAAUUGAUGGAAACAGUCGCGUCUGCGCUUCAGGCUAUGGAGCUACCGUGGACAGUGACAGACACAGCGACAGAUUGCGAGCUGUUCUUACGUACACAAGUCUUGAUGGAGGGAUGGCGCGGGUUUAUGGCGACGUACGUGACGUCAUUGGACGAAUUAGCGCAGCUGAAGACUCCCGUGGGUGUUGACGAUGCCGACGUUGGCUUCCGUGUCUUCUCGGAGGGUGGUGAAGGUCUGUUUGACGCGUUGUUACAUGGCAAUAACAAGAUUGGAGGCGCGGUGGCUGCUGGAGCACUGGCCGGACAGCUGUGGGAGUCGAGACAUUGGCAAAACCCGCAACUUCGUCUGAAAUACGAGGAAAUUGUUGAAGAAUUGACACGUUUAUUAGCUUUGUCGAUGGAGAAGAGUCGAGUGUUCUCGACUGACGACGGUGACGCUCGUAGCUCGUCUAUUGGAGCUUUGAUCGCGCUUCAGCUUGCGCUUGGUAGACGACAAGUGGAUGCUACUGAAGACUGCAGCACGUUCUGCACUCAACUAGAGAAGAUCGACAAGAUGUUUGUGGACAUUUACACGAACGCAUCGGACGGUAUGGUAGAGGCCUGUGCGUUGCUAGGAUUGAGUCACGUGGCUGCUCUUUAUUCGAACGGAGAAGAGCUGGAGACAUUGGCAGAGGCUCAAUGGAGACAACGACGCGUUAAACCGAUCGCAGAGCGCAUUCUCGAGUCGUUUCUGUACACGAAGCAGCAACGUUCGUCUUCGUCGUGUCAUGGAGACGUGGUAUUCCCUCUGGACAAUAGCGGAGUGAGUGCUUCUAUUGACAAAGUGGCAGCUGAUUUACAACGAAUAUCAUCUAGUGACAUGCUGUUGUCAUGGGCGGCGUCGAUGGGGCUAGCGCGACUAGCUAGUGGGUUCUCGAGUAUUAAGCGCUUGGACUGGCUUGCUAAUGUGCGCAGAGUCCUAAGCGAUGUAUGGAGAGCGAGCGACUCCGCUGGUGUCUCAGCUGUCGCCCUGGGUCCUGUGUUACUGCACUGUGUUCACUUCAACGUGGCACCUUCGUCAAGCCUCGAGACUUUCGUUGCAACUUGUAUUCAGCGUGCAGCCGACAACGUCGAUAGUGGGUUUGUGAUGAUAGCAGCGGCGUUCGUGUUGUGUCGUUUGGAUUCGUUUGGAGGCUUCCCUAGCACUAUCCAAGAGCAGACCACGUCGGUCGUCAAGCAGAUCCAAAGAGCGCUAGAAGACGGUCGUGGUGCUGUGCGUUCAUUGGCCUUACCAGCUCACAACGUGGAGCUUACGCUCGAUAACGAGACCAUUGCGAAGCUGGUGAAGUCGGUUCGAGUCGGGAAUGAACGUGUGCGUGGGGGUUCAAGUGCCGUUCUCGGGGCUAUUGCGCGUACGGCGGACGGCUUUUACGUUUCACACAAGAAGAAAUCGUUUGACGUUGAGAUCCGCACGCUGCCGUCGACCAGUUUGUUAGUGAAGACUUUAGAGUGGCUACGACAGACGAAUCCGAGUGAUAGCGAAGCGGACACGAAGACUGCGAUGUCGUUAUUAGGCUGCUUGACAUCGACGGGAACUGUGCUUCCGUUAUUGGAUUACGCCUCGUUAACUCGUCGCGUGAUGUUCCGGUUCUGCUCGGUUGAUACAAGCGUGGCUUGUGUUAGAUUCGCAGCUACUCAAGCGAGUUGUGACGAGCUUGUAGCUGGUGACUUGCUCUCUAGCCGAUGGUUCGGACACGCCGACGCAGCUCUGCAAGCAGAGUUGAUGACGUGGAUUGCACACGCAGCUACUCGCGUGUCGACGGACGUGCUGCGAGGCUUGUUGACAACUAUCUUUGAUAUUCUCAAGGAUAUUUGGCGACGUGAUACUUCUAGCAGCACAAGUAUACUGCUCUUUGACAGCUGGACAGCUAUGCUGCGUAACAUUUUGGAAGCCAACUCGACGCGCCGUGUUCCUGAGAGCUCUGUGGCCAUGGUGAACCAUGUUAUUCUACAGAAAAUAGUCGUGGAGAUUCCAUUCGGGCCGCAUGCUUCGUCUCUUGUAAGGCAAUUUGCUUCACGUGUUCUGUCCAAAGUGGACUACGGCGAACGUGGCUGUGCUGACUCCUUCCUAAUGCCGACGAAGUCUAAUUCUUCUGAUUGGAGCUGGUGGAGAAGUGGACUUUUCAUCGUCACGCUAGCGAAGCUCAACGCUCUGAAACUCACGAAACGGGAGGCGUCACUGGCGUUCCAGUGGAUUUUACGCCAUGAUUUUGACGAAUGGACCGACGACAAACUCGUGGAGUUGUACUUGCAGCCACUUAUCGCCGAGGUCGGGGCGCUGAUUGCCCAACACACGAGACCUGCCGAGACUGUGUCUUGUCUUCUGGACGUGAUCGAUGCCUUCAGUCGGGGGUUAUCUGCUCUUGAUGCUUCUGUACACAAACGCCGUGCGUUGUUUGACGUUAUGGGCUAUGUGCUGAGCUGGAAGUCAGCGUGGAGUCACGAGCGAUAUCUACUCGCGCUUGCUGAUGUGGACACAGCAGCGGAGUUGCUGCCGUUCGGGUAUAUCGCGUGCGCUCACAACUCCAAAACAGUGUCGACCUUGGGUGAGAGAUUGCUAGCACUGCUACAGCAGAUGAACGAUGUCACUGUGGAUGAAACGAGGAAGUACGUUGUCGCUUUAGAUUCGUGUAGCCGGCAGAUGUACAUUGCGGCGGAUCGAUGGUAUAUUACAAGUACGACAGCGGCGGAAAUCAGAGAUUGGUGGAGUCUCAAGAAAACGACCUGA